This is a messenger RNA of Drosophila obscura, 4606 nucleotides long. Its product is annotated as probable ATP-dependent RNA helicase CG8611. NCBI's taxonomy places the organism in Eukaryota, Metazoa, Arthropoda, Insecta, Diptera, Drosophilidae. Gene Ontology annotation, molecular function: nucleic acid binding; ATP binding. The transcript is spliced from 5 exons. Bases 81 to 2831 code for a protein of 916 amino acids. Gene Ontology annotation, cellular component: nucleus. The record is from RefSeq and is a predicted model, not a curated record. Gene Ontology annotation, biological process: ribosome biogenesis.
AAGUGGUCACACUAUCCACUGGCGCGCACGUUUUUUAAUCAAGAAUUUCAGAUUAAUUUGUAAACCCAAAUGUUAUAAAAAUGGUGGACAACAUAUCGCUGAAUGUGAGUGCCAAGGCCUCGGCCGGGAAGCUGCAGCUACAGCAGCAGAAAUCCGCGCGACAGCCCGUGAGGAAACGCGCUCCAGCGUCCAACAAUUUCGAUUUUCAGUUCAAUGCGGAGAAGCCCAAGGUGAAAGCCAUAGUGGUGCGGCGACGGGUGCCUACCAAGGUGCAGGCAAAGGCUACGCCUGCUCCUGCUUCUGCUCCUGCUGCUGCUCCCGCUGCCGCUUCGUCGCCCGCUGGCGAUUUCAUGUUCAAUGCCACCGCAACCCAACCAGCUAACAGUGCAGCCCCAAAGCCCAGCCUGGGCCAUGAUCUAAUGCUCAAUGUCAGCGCAGCGCCGGUGGCCGCCUCAGUGGCCAAGACCAAGCCCAAGACCACGAGGGCCGAGCGCAUGGGCAGCAAGAAACGCAGCAAUCCGGUGUCCAAGCUGAGCGAAGAGCAGCUCAAUCGCGCCCUGAAGGCGCGCAAGGGCCAGCCGGAGAAUCCCAACAAAUUGCCACGCGCUGGCGACAUUUUCAAGGCGCAAAUAGAGGAGGAGCGAAGGAAGAAGAUGGCAGCAGAAGAACCAGAACGGGAGGAGCAGUCGGAACAGAAGCAGGCGGAUGCAGCCAAGACAUCCGCUGCUGCCCCAUCGGUGGCCAAUCGUUUUCGCACUAAGAAAAUUGGCCUGUUCGACCAGAGCGAUGUGGAGGCCCUCAAGCAGCUGGGCCAGCGGAUGGUGAAGCCCGUCAGGGAGACAAUAUUCGCUGGCAGCAAAGUUGCGAGUCUGGGGCUGCAUGCGCAUGCGGUGAAGAAUCUGGAGGAUCUGCUAAGCAUCACAGAGCUGACGACGGUGCAGCAGAAGACCAUACCGCAUGUGCUGAGCGGCAAGGAUGUGCUCGUGCGCUCCCAGACGGGCUCCGGCAAGACACUGGCCUACGCCCUGCCGCUGGUGGAGAAGCUGCAGGGGCAGCUGCCGCAUAUCAAGCGCACCGACGGCGUCGUGGCCCUGAUCAUUGUGCCCACCCGCGAGCUGGUCGUGCAGACGUAUGAGCUCUUCCAGAAGCUGCUCAAGCCCUACACGUGGAUCGUGCCCGGAUCCCUGCUGGGUGGGGAGAGCCGCAAGAGCGAGAAGGCGCGCCUGCGGAAGGGCAUCAAUGUGCUGGUGGGCACGCCGGGCCGCCUGGUCGACCAUCUGCUGCACACGGCCUCCUUCAAGCUGUUUCGGCUGCAGUUCCUCGUGCUGGACGAGGCCGAUCGCCUGCUGGAGCUCGGCUACGAGCGGGACGUCAAGCAGCUCGUGGAGGCCAUCGAUAAGCACCGGCUGGAGGCCCAGGGACAGGACGAGAAGCUGCCGCAGCUGCAGCGCCUGCUGCUGAGCGCAACGCUGACCGCCCAGGUCCAGGAGCUGGCCGGUCUCGCCCUCAGCGAUCCCCUCUACAUCGACAACAGCGACGAGGCGGCCAGUGCGGCCCUCAAGAGCAAGGAGGGCUACCAGAAGGACUCGAUCGAGGCCCAGCUGGACCCGGACGAUGGCCUGGGUGAGUAUCAGGAGGAUGUGACGGGCGUGCUCAGCAUCCCAGAGAAUCUGCACCUGAGCUACAUCGUGGUGCCGGCCAAGCUCCGACUGGUGGCCCUCUCCUCGCUGCUGGCCAAGGAGCUGGCCGCCAGUCCCAAGCAGUUCAAGGCCAUCAUCUUCAUGAGCACCACCGAAAUGGUGAACUUCCAUCACGACAUGCUCAACGAGGCCCUCACCCGGCGCGUCCUCGACGAGGAUGACGAGAAGAUCAAGGAGAACGACGAGGACUCUGACGAGCAGGACACCAGCACACCGCUGCUCCAGGGACUGCGCUUCUUCAAACUUCACGGCUCCAUGACCCAGACGGAACGUCAGGGCGUCUUUCGAGGAUUCAGGGACUGCGCCAGCUGUGUGCUUUUGGCCACCGAUGUCGUCGGCCGUGGCAUCGAUGUGCCCGACAUCAAGCUUGUGAUCCAGUAUACGCCGCCCCAGACCACGGCGGACUUUGUGCAUCGCGUGGGAAGGACGGCGCGGGCGGGCCGCAAGGGCAGGGCCGUGCUCUUCCUGGCACCAAGCGAGUCGCAGUUUGUGCGGCAUCUGGAGAACAAACGCAUCCGCAUACAGCAGGGCGACAUGUACGCCUAUCUGCAGACCCUGCUGCCGCUCGACGAUGAGGCGCGCACCGUUCAGGAGGCGGCGUCCAAUCUGCAGCACAAGUUCCAAACGCUGCUCGAGGACGAUCGCGAACUGCAUGAAAAGUCCUGCAAAGCCUUUGUGUCCUGGAUGAAGUUCUAUUCGACAUUUCCCAAGGAGCUGAAGCCCAUCUUCAACGUACGCAUCGCCCACAUGGGACACUUUGCCAAGAGCUUCGCCCUCAAGGAGGCACCCACCAAGUUCGCUGGCAAACAUGCAGCACCCAAGGCGCCGCCACCCACCAAUCGACUGACCUACACGGAACGCGAUCCCGAAAAGAUGCAGCAGGAGAAGCGCAGCAAGCGACGCAUCUACACGACCACAGUCAGCGGAGAAGUGCGUCAGAUGCAGCCAAAGGACAUCCAGAGCAAGGAACAGAAGAAGGGAGGAGGAGCCGGAGGACCACCUCCAGCAGGAGGUGCCGUUGGUCGUAGUAGCUUCAUGAAGAGCUUGAACAAGUCGAGGGCCCUGAAUAUAUCCGAGUUUGAUAGCGGCCUGCCAUCGGUGGGGCCGGCCAAGCGACUCAAGAAGGCGUAGUGUGUAGUCCGUGGAGUCCCGUCCGGUUACGUCAUCAGGUGACCAGACCGAGAGGAGUCCGGGAGGACACAUUGCUCCGGCAAAGCUCUCCGGCCACUUUGCGGCUCUUUAUGCGCGCCAUUUUGUUCCCGGCCCGGACGGCCGCCUCUUCGCCGUGCCUGCUCAAGCAUUUAAUCGAAAAGAAUAUUGCUCGGCCGGCUAAGAUAAGAAACCCAACAAAAAAAAAUAAGUUUAUGUAUAAGGAAAAACUCUAGCAAAAAAAAGAAAACGAAAAAUGAAACGCCAAACGAGAUGCGCUCAUAAAAGUUUCAUUUUUCUCAACUUUUAAGCCCGGACGUCCUCUGGGAAAAGUUGUGUGAAACCCAGCGAGCAGGCAGCAUAUUUUAAGCUCAUCCUCCCCACACUUCCCCAUACUGUUCCCCAUACCCUUGCAGAGAGUAUUUUAAUUUUGUUUGUAAAUCCACAGAAAAGGGAGCAACCACAAUGCAACAUAGUACGAGUACCUUCUGUAUAUAUUCUCGAUCUAUAUAGCCAAGUCUGGGCACAACUAAUAGCUGUAACUAAUUACUAAAUUUAUUUCUAAAUUCAAUUUCGGGCUGUUGCUUUGCACGGACUCCACUUUAUACUGCACGCCAAUUGCCUUAGUCAGAACAGACAAGAUUGGACCACUAUAGUCGCAUCUAUUUCUGACGAAUAGUAUACAUAACGAUUAUAUCUUAUAGUGGGAACACAAAGUAACUUCCAUCUGCAAGAGUAUCAAACACUUCGGCCCACGUUGCUCGCUUUCCUUUCUUGUUUUAUGAUUACUUUUCCCUCGUUAACUUGAUGUAAUAUAUAGAUAUAUAUAAUAUUUUUUUUAUAUUCUGCUCCCUGUUUUUUUUUGUAUUUUGUUGGAAAAUAUUAGAAAUCCAUUUUCCGCUCACUGCAGAUUCAUUCAGUUUUGAAAAUGUCAGAGAGUGCGGUCCGAGGCACGGCUAUGGGGCAGGGCAGGCAGGAGCUGGCAGGCGGCACGUGUUGCCCUGAUGGCUGUGCCUCGCCUUUUUAUGCAACUGAAGCGCAUAAUUUGUUGGACAAGGCAUAAAUAAAUAUCAAAAACAUAUAAACACUCGCCCCACGCUCACCGAUUUGUUUUUCCUGGCCUCGUUUAUGGCUUAACCAACUUUUUUGUUACUCUAUUUGGCCAGGACACGUGCCUGUUCGGUGGCAGGGCGGAUCGGGGCACUGGGUAUUAUGGCCCUUAAUAGCGGCCUCUCAAUGAACGAGUGGCCCCCCCCUAAUUAGACGCUCAACGAUUGAUUUUUAAUUAGGCCACAGGCCUAGGAGGGGACGCUCCUUUAGCCUGUCGCCUGUCACUCAAAGUCAAAGUCAAAGUCAAUCAAGCAUGAACAAUCCAGUCGGGCCCCCCAGUCGGUUCCUAAUUACGUGCGAGUGUCAACAUAUGAUUAAUAUUUGUGUAUAAAUGGGUCCAUUAAAUGGAAACCCCUUCACAAGUGCGUGUCUGUAUGCCUGUAUGUACAGUAAGUAAUAAAUAAGAGGUGGCUUGGGCUUUGUUCAGGGUUCGGGUCUGUGGUCAUGCGUAUAGCGGAAGUGGUGCUUGGGAUGGUGUGCCAUUGGUGGGAGCUUCGGCAGGAGCACCAAACUGGAAGGCAACUCGGGGACAACUUACCUUACUUAUAUUGUAAUGUCAAUGGCUUGGUUCUUGGUUUUAAUACUUCUUUAAUUUUAUUUACUAUCUAAAAUGUAGCCUAGGAUUAAUCCUACAUUGCAAUAAAUGU